This is a messenger RNA of Mesocestoides corti, 1308 nucleotides long. The record is from the annotation of a GenBank genome assembly. Lineage: Eukaryota; Metazoa; Platyhelminthes; Cestoda; Cyclophyllidea; Mesocestoididae.
AUGGGUGAUUUUCUGGAGCGUACGCGUGUUGGACGACCAAUUUGCGAGACAAGCAUUAAUAGGACGGAAACAAUGGUAAAGGAGUCACCCUUCACAAAUGGAAAAAUGAUAACUCCAAACACUACGACCGCCCCAACGAGCCUUCCACUUAACACAUAUGAAAAUUUACAGCCACCUCCGAAACCGUCUUUUAACCACUCUGGCCGAAUUGGGCUUUUAGAACUCAAUGAGCAGAUCCCAGCGCCACCAAAACCCAGUCUGGGUGAUCCCCAGUUUAACAAAAUUGAUACAUUGAUUUAUUCAACUCUGAGGGAAUUUAGGCCAAAGACACAGGAGAUCUCAUCUAUCUCCCCUGCAGUGGAUGAAAAGCUGCGAACAGAAAAGUCUGCGGGAAGCGGAAGAUUCACAGUAACUCCGGUGCCCUCAGAAAAUUGUCCAAGCCCUAACACACUUGUGGAAAAUAUCUCUUCUCAAGGCUCCAAUGAUGAUGAUGAUGAUGAUGAUGAUGAUAAUGCCUUUAAACUUGAUCCGACGAAAUUUAUAACAGUUCCGGAGGAUCUGAUCAAUUUAGACCGGAAAAGCAUUGUCAGAGCACGGUUUCGCAAAGCUGUAGUGUAUGCUAAACAUGCUCUGGGCUUUAUUAUAUCGCACAUAGGAUUAUCCCUUAUGGUGGUUGGUUAUACGAUUCUCGGUGCUUUAGUAUUUUGUGCAGUUGAAAGAGAAAAAGAGCGUCAGGUGAAAACACAGAUGCUGGUUCGCUUCAACAAUACACUUAAGGAGCUGAUGGACCUCUGGGUUAGUAGUUUUUUUGAUCUACGAAGUAAACUUGACAUAAUCCAUCAUCUCGCAACAACCAAUCAGACAUUGACAUCUCAGCAGCAAACUAAACCAGGCCUAGAAGGCCUCGAGUGGUACCUCCAUGGACUGGAACUAUCCAAGGGCGUGAUUCCGAAACACUGGAUAGAGGACUUAGUGUCCGAAAACUCUUCCAUGACAUUUCGAAAUAUUCUGAAUUCCACUAUCGCAUCCGCAUUUCCCCUUAACGGUACAUCCUCUCUCUCCCAUGCCAACAAUUUCUCCACUGUUCAUAGUCGUAACACCAGCCCACCUCACAUUGCAAACAUCACAUUCCUGGCUGAAAACGUCAAAGCGAACGUCACACGCAUCGUUGCAACUUAUGUGAAUCAAGUGGUUCAUGCCAUAAAGGAUGAGGGCUGGAAUGGCGCUUCCAACCUAGAUGACAUCAACUGGACUUUUGAGGGUGGAGUACUCUUCGCAAUCACAGUGAUUACUACAAUCGGUGAGUAA